UUUAAAAUCUUUUCAACAGAAUCACUGUUUUAUUCACUCCUCUCCACUAUAAAUACAUCACACACAACAAAUUCAUUCCUCACAACAAAAUUCAUCACAAUUCAAGAACACCAUGGAUUGUUCAUCAGCUCUCUGCUUCAUUCUUGUCUUGAAUUUCGUCCUCUUCGCCUCUGCCAUCCAAGUUUCCCACACGAACAGAGCUAUCACCAUUGAUGGUCAACCCAGGAUCUUACUCUCUGGUUCUAUCCACUACCCACGAAGCACUCCUCAGAUGUGGCCUGAUUUGAUCAGAAAAUCAAAGGAAGGUGGAUUGAACGCCAUUGAAACUUACGUUUUCUGGAAUGCUCAUGAGCCGAUUCGUCGUCAAUAUGAUUUCACUGCCAAUCUUGAUCUCAUAAGGUUCCUUAAAACCAUUCAAGAUCAAGGCCUUUACGCUGUUCUUCGCAUUGGCCCAUAUGUCUGCGCCGAGUGGAAUUAUGGAGGUUUUCCGGUUUGGCUCCACAACCUUCCUGGAAUUGAACUCAGAACGUUAAAUUCCGUAUUCAUGAAUGAGAUGCAAAACUUCACGACGUUGAUUGUGGACAUGGUGAAGAAGGAGAAUCUUUUCGCCUCACAAGGUGGUCCAGUGAUUCUAGCUCAGAUUGAAAAUGAAUACGGUAACGUAAUGACCCCUUACGGCGAAGCUGGAAAAGCUUAUGUGAACUGGUGUUCAUCCAUGGCGGACUCGUUGAAAGUCGGGGUUCCAUGGAUCAUGUGUCAACAAGCCGACGCACCCGAGCCAAUGAUCAACACCUGCAAUGGUUGGUAUUGCGAUCAGUUCACUCCCAACAAUCCAAACAGCCCCAAAAUGUGGACUGAAAAUUGGACUGGUUGGUUCAAGAGCUGGGGUGGAAAAGACCCACAUAGAACCUCCGAAGAUUUGGCCUUCUCCGUCGCUAGAUUCUACCAACUCGGCGGCACUUUCCAAAACUACUACAUGUACCACGGCGGAACGAACUUCGACCGGAUGGCCGGCGGUCCGUACAUCACCACCUCUUACGAUUACGAUGCACCGUUGGAUGAGUAUGGUAAUCUGAAUCAACCCAAAUACGGCCAUUUGAAGCAGCUUCACGAUGCUUUGAUGUCCAUUGAGAAGCCGCUGGUUUCCGGCGACGUGAACACCACCGAUUUGGGCAACUCUGUUUCUAUCACCAAAUACACUACAAAAGAAGGGUCGGCUUGUUUCUUCAGCAACGCGAAUGUAACAACUGACGCGACGGUCAGCUACAACGGAAAAGACUUUAAAGUUCCGGCGUGGUCCGUCAGCAUUCUUCCCGACUGUCAAACAGAGGUUUACAACACAGCAAAAGUGAACACACAAACAUCCGUGAUGGUGAAGAAGGAAAACAAGGCGGAGGAGGAACCGGCGGCGUUGCAAUGGGUGUGGCGGCCAGAGAAUCUCGACGCCACCGCGAGAUUAGGCAAAGGACAAGUAAGUGCUAAUAUGCUUCUUGAUCAGAAAGCUGCCGCUAACGAUGCUAGUGAUUAUCUCUGGUACAUGACAAGCGUUCACUUGAAGAAAGCCGAUCGGAUUUGGAGCAACAACAUGACUCUGCGAAUCAACGGCAGCGGCCAUGUCCUCCACGCCUUCGUCAACGGUGAACAUAUCGGUUCCCAAUGGGCUUCAUAUGGAAUUUUCACUUACUUUAUGGAGAGACAAGUGAAAUUAAAGCCAGGAAAGAACAUAAUCUCUCUUCUCAGCGCCACCGUCGGCUACCAGAACUACGGGCCCUUCUUCGACAUGAUUCAAUCAGGAAUCCCCGGCCCAGUUGAAUUAAUCGGCCGCAACGGCGAUGAAACACUCAUAAAAGACCUCUCAUCUCACAAAUGGUCAUACGAAAUCGGAUUGCACGGCUUCGAAAAUCGUCUCUUCAGUUCAGAUUCUCGAUUCGCCGCCAAAUGGCAAUCAGAGAAUCUCCCAGUAAACAAAAUGAUGACAUGGUACAAAACAACCUUCAAAGCUCCAUUAGGAACCGACCCAGUGGCUCUAGACUUACAAGGCCUCGGCAAGGGGGUUGCUUGGGUCAACGGCCACAACCUUGGCCGUUACUGGCCGAGCUUCAUAGCCGAAGAAGGUUGCAGCUUGGACCCAUGUGAUUACCGUGGCGCAUACGACAACAAUAAAUGCGUCAGCAACUGCGGCCACCCAACACAGCGGUGGUACCAUGUGCCGAGAUCCUUCAUCAAUGACGGCGAUAACACUCUGGUUCUGUUCGAGGAAUUUGGAGGGAACCCAUCAUUGGUGAACUUCAAACCAAUCAGCAUGGAGAAAGCUUGUGCUCAUGCUUACGACAACCACCGUUUGGAGCUGUCGUGUCAGGGGCAACAGAUUUCAGGGAUUGCCUUCGCGAGCUACGGCAACCCAUUGGGGAGUUGUGGGUCUUUCACGACGGGAGAGUGCAAGAGCCAAAACGAUGCAUUGAAGAUUGUUGAGAAUUUGUGCGUUGGGAAAGAAUCUUGCGCUAUUGAUGUCUCUGAAGCUACCUUUGGAGCUACGGACUGCGCUGCUGAUCUUGUCAAGAGGCUCGCCGUCGAAGCUCUCUGUUAGGAGCUUAGUUUAGGAUUUUGUUAGGGAGAUUUUUUAUGAACGAGAAAAAAUGUAGGAACAGAUUUUUUUCG
This is a messenger RNA of Cucurbita moschata (crookneck pumpkin), 2658 nucleotides long. Its product is annotated as beta-galactosidase 15-like. The transcript has 8 exons. Gene Ontology annotation, molecular function: carbohydrate binding; beta-galactosidase activity. The coding region runs from base 113 to 2587 and encodes 824 amino acids. The record is from RefSeq and is a predicted model, not a curated record. Gene Ontology annotation, cellular component: cell wall; vacuole. Gene Ontology annotation, biological process: carbohydrate metabolic process. Lineage: Eukaryota; Viridiplantae; Streptophyta; Magnoliopsida; Cucurbitales; Cucurbitaceae.